This is a messenger RNA of Misgurnus anguillicaudatus (oriental weatherfish), 4076 nucleotides long. It is a transcript of the gene plp1a, whose product is annotated as proteolipid protein 1a. Gene Ontology annotation, biological process: axon development; central nervous system myelination. Gene Ontology annotation, molecular function: structural constituent of myelin sheath. Gene Ontology annotation, cellular component: myelin sheath; plasma membrane. Lineage: Eukaryota; Metazoa; Chordata; Actinopteri; Cypriniformes; Cobitidae. The record is from RefSeq and is a predicted model, not a curated record.
GAUUUACACCACUAAUAUUAAACUUAACAAAAUAAAUAAGCACUGGAACCAACGCAGUCGUUGCUUUAAUUUAUUACAUUAGAUUAGAUGAGUUUGUCAUAAGGAGGCAUUGCUUUCAAACCCUAAUAUAUAUUAUCUAAAUGAUUAGUAAUAGCGUGUCCUUCAUUCAACAAUCAGUGCAGAGAGUGUCGUGUAUAUUUUAUCAUGCCAUCAUCAUUUAUAAAUGAGAUAAAAAAAGACCUGAAAUGUUUUAUCCGACACAAUAGACUUUAAAGCUUGAAAAUAUAUGUGAAUCAAUAUAAUUUUUCUUCAGUAAUUUGUUAAAUAUCCAUCGGCAUGAUGACCGAAUCAUUCUUCAGUUUGAAGCCCGGACUCCUCGUGCAGUGCUUUGAAAGGCCACAUUGUUGUGUCUUUAUGCUGAUCUGUGAGUCUUCAUUCAUUCAUUGUGUGUGAGAGACUGAAAACACAUCACAUCUCUUCAGACAUGGGUUGUUAUGAAUGCUGUAUGCGCUGUUUGGGUGGAAUACCAUACAUCUCUGUGGUGGCUACACUGUUGUGUUUCUCUGGUGUUGCUCUGUUCUGUGGUUGUGGACAUCAGGCCCUUACAGAAAGUGAGAGACUCAUUGAGACCCACUUCACCCGAGACCAUCAGGACUACAUCACACUGGCAUAUCUUAUUGAGUAUUUCCAGUAUAUUAUCUAUGGCCUGGCAUCCUUCUUCUUUCUUUACUGUAUUAUCCUGUUAGCCGAGGGAUUUUACACCACCAGUGUAGUGCGUCAGUCAUUCGGGGAGUUUCGGAGCACAGUCUGUGGCAGAUGUAUCAGCACAACGUUCAUCGUGAUCACAUACAUGCUGGUUAUAGUCUGGUUACUGGUCUUCUGCCUCUCUGCACUACCCGUCUACUUCAUCUACAACAUGUCAAACACCUGUCACACUAUAAACUUUCUCUCGGAGACGCCCUCCAGUAUAAACCAGCUGUGUAUUGAUGCCAGGCAGUACGGUCUACUUCCGUGGAACGCUGUACCAGGAAGAGUUUGUGGAACGAGACUGUCUAAUAUAUGCAAGACAAGAGAGUUUUUCUUGACUUAUGAUCUGUACGUGGCAGCGUUUGCCGGGGCAGGAAUGACGGUUUUGGCUCUGCUGACAUAUACUGUGUCCAGCACCUAUAACUUUGCUGUUCUACGUUAUCUGGGGAGAAAAGGCAUCAGUCCACGCUGUUAAUGUUUGAUCUGUCCUGGGUCUUCCUCUACUCCUGACAAUAACACAGCACCAUACUGGAGGAUUUGAUCAUCACCCCUUUACUCUUUACACAGCACAAUGGCUUUACUUUUCUCUUAUUUCACAAACUUUUCGAAUUCUGCUACAAAUGCGUGAUUUGAUAUUUUUUCACUUGAUGUUUUUACAUCUACACUUAUUGUGGCAUUAUGUUGCUCUUUCAACUCCUCCUAGAAAGUUUUGUGAAUUCAGAAGUUGUAAUUGAUACCCAAAUUUUCCCACCCAAAAAAGUUUGGCUGGGAAAACAUAAACAGUGCGAUUAAUUCUGUAUUUAUUUUAUUUUUUUAAUGAUUUACGGGCGGUUUCCUGGACAGGGAUUAGACUAGUCCUAGAUUAAAAUAAAUGUGAGAGCUGUACAAACUGAAAGCAACUUGUACUAACAUAUUUUAAAAUACAUCAGUGCCCUUUGUUUUAUCUCAAAAUGCACACCAGUAAUGGUUUUAGUAAGGCAUGUUUGUAAAAACUAGUUAUAUUUCUUAUAAUAGUCCUGAUUUAAGCUAAUCUCUGUCCGGGAAACCACCCCUUAAAGUUUUAGUACUAGUACAAUAAAAUAAAAACCAAAAGUUCUGCCAUCGUGACUUGUAGGCAGCAUUAAUGUCAUAUUUCAUUUUAGUUUGAUGUCUACGGUUUGUAUUUAUGUUAUAGUAAAUCAAGGUAAUCAUUAGAUAAAACCAUUAGGUUGAGAUGUGCAAGAGAAAAAUUCUCACGGUGGUGAUGUGUGGUUUCCAUGGUGAUGAUCCCUCACAUCUGGUUGCCAUGGAGUCAGACACGAUAAUGUGCGUGUUAUUUUUUUGUCUCGUGACCCCAGCACUUUCUUCUCACAGCCUCGUGAAAGGGUCGAGAGGCCUGAACAAUGCAGCAUGCACGCUUUGUUAAAGAGCCAGUGCUGGCACAAACCCAGGUUAGGGGUCAGAAGAAGAUAUCACCCACUGCUUCCUUUAGCUCCUUAAAUAAAAGAUCUUCUGUGACUGGUGCACAGAUGGCACGAAUCAUACAAAGUGUGUGUGCAUUUGUAGAUGUAGAACAAAAAUAAUUGCGUGCCCAACACUGUUCCCUUAAAGAUAGCAAUGCCAUUUUUUGACCUUGUGUGGGCAUUUUUGGUCCCCAUGAGGAAACAAGCAUAUAAAUCAGAAUAAAAAAAUCUAAAAUAGCAGAUCAUUUUUUGUGAGGGUUAGGUUUAGGGGUUUGGUUUGUACAGAAUAAAGACCAUAACAUCUACAAAAUGAAACUGAAACCCUGUAGUGUGCAUGUGUGUCUGUGUGUGAUCACCCUCUGGUGUUUGAUGUCAGCAGUUGUUUCCCUUUAAAGGAUUAGUCCAUUUUCUUAAAAAAAAAUCCAGAUAUUACUCACCACCAUAUCAUCCAAAAUGUUGAUGUCUUUCUUUUUGUUCAGUCGAGAAGAAAUUGUUUUUUUAGGAAAACAUUCCAGGAUUUUUCUCAUUUUAAUGGACUUUAAUGGCCCCCAACACUUAACAGUUUUAAUGCCGUUUCAAUGGAGUUUCAAAGGACUCUAAACGAUCUCAAAAGAGGCAUAAGGGUCUUAUCUAGCAAAACUAUUGUCAUUUUUGACAAGAAAAAGAAAAAAUAUGCACUUUUAAACCACAACUUCUCGUCUAUCUCCGGUCCUGUGACGCGCCAGCGCGACCUCACGUAAUCCGUCAUCACGUCAAGAGGUCACGGUUGACGUAUGCGAAACUACGCCCCAAUGUUUACAACAUAUGGAGAAAGAGGACCUUUCCGACGUUGUUGUAUGUGGAAUGAUACUAAUUAAUGUCUUUGUGGCAGUUUAUUGUUUAAAAUGGUCCACAAAUGUGCGUUUCAUAUAUGUAACACGUAACAUUUCUAAGUCACUACGCAUUUACGUGAGGUCGCGCUGGCUCGUCACACAGCCAGAGGAAGAAGAGAAGAAUUUCUUGUCAAAAAUUACAAUCGUUUCUCUUAAUAAGACCCUUAUGCCUUGUUUGGGACCGUUUACAGUCCCUUGAAACUCCAUUGAAACUGCAAUUUUAAACUGCAUUUAAACUGUUACUUGUUGGGGUCCAUUAAAAUGAGAAAAAUCCUGGAAUGUUUUCCUCAAAAAACAUAAUUUCUUCUCGACUGAACAAAGACAUCAACAUUUUGGAUGACAUGGUGGUGAGUAAAUUAUCUGGAUUUUUUUUUUUUAAGAAAAUUGACUAUCCUUUAAAGGAAUAUUUCACCUAUAAUAAAUAUUUUGUCAUCUAAACCUUAACAUUUAAAGCAAACAGUGCACAGUAAAAAAAAGUUGGCUCAACUUAAAUUUUAAUUAAUUCAAUUUAGUUAAAAUAUCAACUAUACAUUUUGAACUUAAAAAAUAUUAGGCAAGCAGGUAACUUUCCUUUUUUUUAAGUUGAACCAACAAAUCCUUUACAUUGUACUGGUAAGUCAUUUGAAGUCAUGGGUUUGCUUUGACUGAAAAUGAUGUUACUGUAAUCUGAACUUGUUAAGCUAAAAUCUUUGUUACAGAACACGAGACAGUAACGCUGAAUAUGUGUAAUGUUAAUGUUUAGGUCUGUUGACUUUAGCAGUUUUUUAUUUCUGAGUGAAUUCUUAUUUUUGAUUGUUUUAUAACUCUGAUUAUUAGGAGAUGAUUGUAGUUAUUGUAUAACACUUUCUUUUACAACAUUUCUUACUAAUCAAUAUCCUGUUGAUAAACUAAAGAUUACUUACUGUAGGUAUUUUGUCAUUGCUUUACUAAGCACAGGUUUAUUUUUUAACCUGUAUGCAGUGUUUGAUGCUAUGAAGCUGAGUUUAGCAGUAAAUAAAGAGAUCAAUAAGUUUGA